ACUACGACCGGACGUACAGCGGUAGUGUGAGUAGCGUGCGACGAGUGGCGGCGACGAGUACCGGGUACCGCGACGCACCGCGACGUCCGCCGCCCGUCUCGAUUGUCUCUGUGUGGCAUUCGAUUUGAGUCGAACAUAGAAUCAACAUCGUCGACAUCCUCGGUGAAAUCGGCGAACGACAGAGUGCGGAUCAAUGAUGGCGACGACGACGACGACGACCACGAGGUUGCGCGCCGUCAACACGUGCGGUGAAGAAACGUCGAGAACCGAGGAGGAGAGGGAGGAGAAGACGGCGACGACGACGUCCCCGACACCGCGAAACGGUUUAACGUUACGCGGCCCCGAGGUGGCCGGCAAGAUCAACGGUUACACUUCGACGAGUAACGGCCACGUACACUUUUCUCAUACUUCCAUAAAAUCGAAAUUACAAAAAUCACCGUCGAAAGAGUCUUUUGAAAAAGUUCCAUUAAUCACAUCGGCACUUACACAUCUGGGUUUCUAUAUUCUUAUGUUCCUGGGAUUUAUCAAUCAAUUAUUCUUUGUUCCGAAGGUUGCUACCGAAAAGAAUAGGCAGGGAUAUGCGCCGCUCUAUGACAAUUUUGAGAAAUUUUAUCUUAGAUACGUGUACAGAAGAGUGAGAGAUUGUUGGAAUAGGCCGAUAUGUUCUGUGCCCGGUGCAAUGGUAACAUUAAAGGAUCGAGUCACUAAUGAUUACGGAUGGACGUUUCAAUUUACUGGAACUGAAACGCAAUGUAUAAACUUGGGCUCUUACAAUUAUUUAGGGUUCGCCGAGGCGAGUGGUAAGUGCGCUGAGGAAAGCAUCGAAACGCUUAAGAAGUUCGGCUGUGCAACUUGCAGUACACGUCUUGAAUUAGGGACUAUGCCGAUACAUGAUGAAUUAGAAAAAUUGACUGCGAAAUUUCUGGGAGUCGAAGACGCUAUAGUAUUUGGAAUGGGAUUCGCAACGAAUUCUUUAAAUCUGCCCUCUUUGGUCAACGAAGGUUGUUUGGUUCUUAGUGAUGAAAAAAAUCACGCAUCACUUAUACUUGGCCUGAGGCUAUCUGGUGCUGUGAUACAGAUCUUCAAACAUAACAAUGUGAAACACUUGGAGGAAUGUUUGAAAAAGGCCAUUGUUUUUGGACAGCCGAAAACUAGCGAACCUUGGAAAAAGAUACUUAUCAUUGUCGAAGGCAUUUACUCUAUGGAGGGCUCAAUCGUUCAUUUGCCUGAAAUAUUAGAAUUAAAAAAAAAAUAUAAAGCCUAUCUUUACGUGGACGAAGCGCAUAGUACAGGUGCUAUGGGAAAGCGUGGAAGAGGAGUUUGCGAUUAUUACGGCAUUGAUCCGCGUGACAUUGAUAUACUCAUGGGAACGUUCACGAAAAGUUUUGCUUCGACGGGUGGAUAUAUAGCUGGAACGAAGGCAUUGAUAAAUCAUAUAAGAAUACAUAGUCACGCGCAUACGUACGCGGCAUCGAUGUCCCCGCCAGUUACGCAACAAAUUAUCACAUCGAUGCGAAUUAUUAUGGGAGAAGAUGGCACCGAUGCCGGUGAAAAACGUAUCAAACAAUUAGCUAGGAAUACAAGAUAUUUUAGACGCAGAUUAAAUCAAAUCGGAGUUAUAAUCUAUGGAAAUGAGGAUUCGCCCGUUGUGCCUAUGCUAGUUUACCUGUAUUCUAAGAUUGCUGCAGUGAUCCGUACUCUGACGACAUGUAAUAUUGCAACCGUCGGUGUUGGUUUUCCGGCAACGCCAUUGAUGCAAGGUAGAAUUAGAUUUUGUCUCUCUGCUGCACACACAAAGGAACAGCUCGAUUAUGUAUUGUCCCAUAUUGAAAAAAUUGCGGAUUCAUUAGGAUUAAGAUAUUCGAAAAAACCUCGUGUUACGACGAAAAUAGAAUAUUAUUCCGACAAUGAAACGGAAUGACCUACCUCAUAAAAUAAUAAAUCGUUCAGCAAUUUAUUUCUGCAGAGAAUAAACUGAAAUAACCAAGAGCUUUAAAUGCCACAAAAUAAAUGUAGAUACAAUGCAUUCGUUCAUAUAUUAAAUAAGAAGACUAUUACAAUUAUUACAACAAAAGCUCGUGCUUUUAUAAUGAUUCGAAAAAAUGCAAAUGUAUUGGUAUUUAUAGUGAUUCAUACGCUUGUAGCACAAUGAUAAUUGAUAUGUGUUAAACAAACAAACAAACUCGAUAUCAUCAAAUGCCUAUGUUAACAAAUUAUAUUGUACAUAUUGUUAACUUUAUUGUAUGUAACUUUUCACAGUAUUCACAUACAUAGUUAAAGAAACAUUCAACUCUAAGGUCACGUUAAACAAAGAUUAAUAUAAAUAUCGCGAAUAGCAAAGCUCAUAUACCAAAUUUUCUUUGUUUAAAUUAACAUUCGUUCAUCACACUUAUAUUAUGCUAUACAAAAAAAUCGAUAGACAAGAACGUCUACAAAUCUGAAUAUGUUAUGAAUAAAUCCACGCACUCUGUACUCUUUAUUAAAGCUAACUUUGAUUAUUCAUGUUUUUAUAUUAGUGGAAAACUGUCUAAAACGCAGUUGCUUCCAAUUAUUUAAAAAAAUAAUGCUUUUGUACAAAAUCAAUUUUUGUGCAUAUUUGUUACAUUCCAACUUAGAUCAGUUUCAUAGUUGCUGUAGAAUAAUAAUUCUUGUUAACGUAACAUUGAUCGAUUGGAUGUAACUAAAACAAUCUCUAAGGCACCAAUGUUACUUUGGCUUUAGGCAUUAGAGUAUAAGUUAAUCAAUGAUUAAAUUAAUACUUAUUGACAAAAGUUUUAAGUCUCGCUUAUAACCAAAAUAACAUUGGUACAACUAGGCCUAAGAAAACUGAUUACUAUUAUAGGUUUCAAUAUUCGUUAAAACUAAUAAGCAGACUUUUUAGUCUUAUAUUUAAAUGUCACAUAUCAAUACUAUUUUUAUCGCUAAGUGAAUGUUAAUGUUUGUCUUCAAAAUAACCUUUUAAAAUUUCGUACUUGACAUAUUUUUUUUUAUAAUAAGAAUUUUUUAUGUAUAAAUUUUAAAUGAGAGAUAAUACGUAAUAUUGAUGAUAAACAAUACAACAAUAAAAAUAUCUCAAAUCAUUUCAUUGAGUCGCUUUCAAACUUCAUUUUUAUUUUAUUAAAUGUACUGCCACCAUUAUGAUCUCUUAGUAUUUAUGAAAAUACAUGAUGACAUAAAUCAAAUGAUAUUAGAAUGUAACAUGAGAAUUUGCAUAAAAAAAUUAAUCAUGUUUGAAUAUGAUUGUAAAAAAAAAUAAUUGGAUAUAUAUAGAGAAACAGUAGGCACAUGUAAUGAACCAUAACAGUUUUAAUUCUUACAUAAAUAUUCAAUACAAAAUAUAUCAAAUUUAUAUGUCUUAUUAUUAGAUCUUGGACGCAAAUUCAAAUGAUUUGUGUGAAAUUAUUUGAAUAAUUUAAAAUAAAAAUGAAAAGGUUUGAAUUCACAUUUUGAACAAAAAUAAAAUUGAAUUAUUUGAUUUAGUAUCGAAAGAUGCGAUUGUUUGAAUAAACAUCAAGAAAAAUUUGAGCUAAAAUAGUAUUCACUGCAAAUAGGAAAACUAGAUUUAUUUGUUUCUCAUCAUUAUAUUGCCUAAUUCCACUUUGCUAUGUUACACAUAAAUUUAGGAUCAUAAAAUGUUCAGUUCAAGGUUACAGCACAAUUUAAUAUUAAAGCUUAAAAUUCAAACUAUUCAAUUGUCGGAAAAUACCAAGCGCUAAUUAUUACCAUAUCAAAUUAUACAAAUAAAAAAAGCAUAACUGUGUAUAUUAAUUCCUAAACUUGAGUAAAAAGAAAUUUUGUAUUUACAUGUGCAGAAUUAUUUUAGAUCUUUCAUAAUUAAAAGUAGAAUUAAAUUUUGACAUAUAUCAUUAAAUACAUAAAACAAACUAUCUAAAAAUAUCUUGUUAAAUAAAAGUAGUAAAAGUCUUUAUAUAAUAUUUAAGUGCUUACACACAUAUAUUAAAGAAAUAUCUGUAUUUAAAAAAAAAAUUAAUAGAUUCGAUUCUAUUAUUAUUAUUUAUAUUAUCAGCUAAUUAGUCUCUGAUAAUUCGAAAUAUUACUAUUAAAUAUUACUACUAAGCUUUUUAAAAACAUUCCAUCACUAUUUGCAAAUACAGAGAUAAUGCAUAUAAGUCUAGUAUAAUAUCUUCAUGAUUUAUAUAUAUAAAAUUUUUCCAAUUUCGAUAUGUAUUUAUAUAGCUAGUUUAAAUUAAAAGUUAAAGAUAAUUGAGAUAUAGUCUAAAGUACAACUAGUUAAUUAAAAAUAUGAAAAUCCAAAAUAAAAAAACGGAGACCAUAAAUGUUGUAAUUAUUCUUAAAACGCUUCAGUUAUGCUAUUUUCACGUUUUUAAUUAAAUAAUUUUACAUGUUAUGUAUUAAAUAUAUCCACUACUUGUUACUGAAUGAGGCUGUUCAUUGGCACAAACUGCAUUAUGUCAAUCACAUAUCAAUUUUAUAUAUAUAUCUUUUAUUACACAAAAAUAUAUUAUCUAAUAAUAAUAAAAGAUUCUUGACAAUCCAAUAAAUUCAAAAUUCUGCAGAUAUAAACCAAUGUGUCUAAUAGUUGUGCACUUAACGCGAAAUAUAUUAUUCUAACUUUAUGUUAAGUGCCACAUUUAAUACAAGAAUUCUGAAUUUUGUGUAAUAUAGUUCUCAUUCAGUAUAAUUGUAUUAAUUUUAAUAGCAUAAUUUAUGUACAUUUUUAAUCUUAAAUCGCUAUAUGAUGUAAUGAUAACUUAUAAUUGCAGAUGCAUUUUAAUACACUUCUACAAAACAGCUGUUCCUACCUUCACAAAAUGGACAGUUAUUAUCUAUUCUUGUCAGAUAGCUUUUCGCAAUUUUCAUCAGGGUUGGGAACAUUAGUCUAUAAAAGUAACGCGUUACCGUUAUUCGUUACUGAUUUUAAAAAGUAACGCGUUACCGUUACCGUUAAAAAAGUAAUUCGUUAUUUUCUAUGGUCACAGUUAGGACAGAAAAAUAUAUCUCUCUUUGUCGAUCCUUCUUGUGUACGCCAUGGCUUUUCCAUUAGUAUAAGCUUUAUGCUUUCAGCGCUUUUAUAUCGAAAUAAUUUUAUCUAAUCAAGAAUAAUGCGCGUGAUCAGCGCGCAAUUUAUUGAAUAAAUAUAAGAUAAAGAAAACCAAAAAGUAAUGAUAAAAGUAACGACUAAUUCGUUACCGUUACCGU
Messenger RNA from Cataglyphis hispanica, 5181 nucleotides. RefSeq names its product serine palmitoyltransferase 2 (gene lace). The coding region runs from base 194 to 1921 and encodes 575 amino acids. Gene Ontology annotation, biological process: sphingosine biosynthetic process; ceramide biosynthetic process. The record is from RefSeq and is a predicted model, not a curated record. NCBI's taxonomy places the organism in Eukaryota, Metazoa, Arthropoda, Insecta, Hymenoptera, Formicidae. Gene Ontology annotation, molecular function: pyridoxal phosphate binding; serine C-palmitoyltransferase activity. The transcript is spliced from 10 exons. Gene Ontology annotation, cellular component: serine palmitoyltransferase complex.